Messenger RNA from Ambispora gerdemannii, 363 nucleotides. The record is from the annotation of a GenBank genome assembly. Lineage: Eukaryota; Fungi; Glomeromycota; Glomeromycetes; Archaeosporales; Ambisporaceae.
AUGGCCAAAGAAAAAAAAACUGCAGCACGUAGCGCAAUUUCAGAUGUCGUAACUCGUGACUAUACAAUUCACUUGCACAAGGCCGUAUUCGGCAGGAGCUUCAAAUACCGAGCACCACAGGCUGUAAAAGCCAUCAAAACAUUUGCAAAAAAACACAUGGGAACUUCAGACGUGCGUCUCGAUCCACAAUUGAACAAGGAAAUCUGGAAACAGGGUAUCAGGAAUGUACCGCGUCGAAUGCGUCUUCGAUUGUCACGUAAACGUAACGACGAGGAAGAUGCAAAAGAAAAAUUGUAUACGUAUGUGCAGUAUGUGCCUGUGCUUAAUUUCAAAGGUCUGGAAACUACUGUUGUAGAAGAGUAA